ACGAACAGCCUCCCUCAUCAUCAUAUUCAAUUCAGAGCUGACCGGAACGAACGCAAAGGCUCGAGGACUCCGAGGAUGGCGAGCUUCGUGCUGCACCUCCCGGCGGCGACGGCGGCGACGAGCAGAUGGAGAAGCUUCUCCGUCUCCGCCACCGCCUCAUCGAACGGGGCUGUUCCGGGUCGGAGCCAAAGCGUCGGCCAAGGGAAAGGAGGGCCGGUGGUGGUGGAGCUGCCGCUGGACAAGAUCAGGAGGCCGCUGAUGCGGACGAGGGCGAACGAUCCGGUCAAGGUGAAGGACCUCAUGGACAGCAUCCAAGAGAUCGGGCUCCAAGUCCCUAUUGAUGUGCUCGAGGUCGAUGGAGUUUACUACGGCUUCUCUGGCUGUCAUCGCUACGAAGCUCAUCAGCGCCUUGGCCUCCCUAAGAUCCGCUGUAAAGUCCGGAAAGCGACGAAAGAAACGCUAAGGCAUCAUCUUCGCUGAGUUCGUGACAGAGACGUUCUCUGCGUUGGAGAGAUGAGUUCUCAGCUCAACGAGUGGCGCUGAAGUUAUUGGAUACGAGAUAUUGCACUUUAUACUGAUUGCUGCAAGUCCCCUUGGAUGUUAAUUAGCUUUUAGCUCUCUUGUAUCACAAGCUUUUGAGUAAUGAAGAAAGGGGUCUUGAUAAUGUUUA
This is a messenger RNA of Eucalyptus grandis, 670 nucleotides long. Its product is annotated as sulfiredoxin, chloroplastic/mitochondrial. Bases 76 to 480 code for a protein of 134 amino acids. Gene Ontology annotation, molecular function: sulfiredoxin activity. Gene Ontology annotation, biological process: cellular response to oxidative stress. The transcript has 5 exons. Gene Ontology annotation, cellular component: cytoplasm. The record is from RefSeq and is a predicted model, not a curated record. NCBI's taxonomy places the organism in Eukaryota, Viridiplantae, Streptophyta, Magnoliopsida, Myrtales, Myrtaceae.